AAGGUCCCGGAAACGAUUGUUCUUGGGGGCGCUACAUUCCAGUCGUACAGACUCACUAUAGGAAUGAAUGCAUGAGGACUUCAACUUGAACUUUUACAUAACCUAACCCGCAACCCCUGCCUACCUUUCUACGUACUGGUUCUGUUCUUAAGUGCCUUUUAAAAGCACCGCUAGCUGACUCCAGGCAACACUCGUGAACGCCUCGCAAUGCAUCAGCUGACUACAGAGGAUCUGAAGACCCUGGAAGUAGAUCUUAAAAACUACUUUCCACAGUCGAUGCAGGUAUAUGGAUGUAUUGUCCAACUCAACAGGAAUGGACAGAGAGCUGAUCCUGUUAGUGUGCUUGUUGACCAGUGGCCAGAGUUCAGAGUUUUAUUUAUUAAACCAGAAUUCCGUGAGAAGGGGGACCUUUUCAAAGACUUGACUGUGUUUUCAAAAAAAGAUGAAGUGUGCCUCAGAGACCUGCUGGCACAUUCAGAUGUCAUUGAUUGGAAGAUGUUUUUUUGCUUGGCUGCUGAGCUUCAUCAUGAGAAGAUGCUGGAAGUGGUGGCAAUAAACAGAGGUGUACCUAUGAAGAAGGAAGCUGUGUGCUACAUGUUGGUUCUUCGAGAUCCAUCAAAACUCUUACACGUUGAUAGCUCAUCACUGAAGCUGUCUUCUCUCAAUGAGUCUCAUCUUGAGCUAGUCAACCGUAGCUGGAAGUUUGGCUGUGAAGACAGCAAACUAAUGAUUAAGAAUAUGAUUUUACACUUCCCCUCUUGUUGUGUCCUGGACUCAGAUAAUCAACCGGUUGCAUGGAUUUUAACUUAUGCUUCCUGUGCAAUGGGAAUGCUGUACACACUUCCAGAACACAGAGGAAAAGGCUAUGCAAAAGCACUGGUCACCAUUAUGUCAAAGAGACUCCACUCUCAGGGUUAUCCAGUGUACUGUUUUAUAGAGGAAGAGAACCAUUUAUCCUACAGCCUCUUCACAAGCCUGGGUUUCACAGAAGAACCGGAUUACAGGGCAGCCUGGUUUGUCUUUAAUGAUUUUUAAUUGGGUCUCAUCAGAGCAGCCAAUCACAGCUGUUAAGCUUCUGUCUGAGAUGCUAUAUAGAGUUAUGUACAAUCUAGUAUUUUUUUUUUUUUUUUUUUUUAUAAAAAACAUUUACAGUCGAGCUAAACAUUGUUUAGCAUCAGCUAGAUUUGUUAUACUACUUAAAGGCAUCUUAUUUUUCUGCAUAUUCUUCUAGUCGAAGCAGCCUUAUCUUCCUGAAAGGCAUAAUGUGCUCUGAGUUCAGGAGGUGAGUGUGUGCGGGUGAUCCAUCUUUGUAGUCCACCACAGUUAAGCCAUUUUCUACGUGUACAUAAAUGACAUAAGAUGGAAGACUUCAGUGAAGAAUAUAUGUAUGCAUUUAGCAGAUGCUUUUAUCCGAAGCAGCUUACAAAAGAGGAACAAAAGCAAUU
Cyprinus carpio (common carp) is the source of this 1445-nucleotide messenger RNA. RefSeq names its product glycine N-acyltransferase-like protein. The record is from RefSeq and is a predicted model, not a curated record. Lineage: Eukaryota; Metazoa; Chordata; Actinopteri; Cypriniformes; Cyprinidae. Gene Ontology annotation, molecular function: glycine N-acyltransferase activity. Gene Ontology annotation, cellular component: mitochondrion.